AUGUGUCGAAAUCGUUGUGAAAUUUGUCGGAAAAAGUUGUCCACAUAUCAGCGAUUAAUAUGGCAUUAUGUUAGUGAUCAUUCUAAAUUUCAAUUGGCACGAGAAAUUCUUAAAUUAAGUAUAUCUAAUAUUAUGCCUAAAAGUUUGGGCAAGAGGAGGAAACUUGUUACAUCGAAUCCAUGUCUACAAUCCGGUAAAAUCGAAACUCUUUUUUCUAAUGACAGUGUGCAAAUCUUAUAUCAAAAUAACGACAUUAUUAUAAGAGAUGAUAAAAGUACAAUUGAUAUGGAAUUUUCAUUCGAUGAGAUCUCCGAUGAUAGCAGAGAAGUUUGUAUCACAGAGCCAAAGUUUGAUAAACAAUUUAUUGUUAAUAAGCAAGAUAAGUUAAACAAUAAUAAAAUUGCGAAGAAGCGACUGGAAAGUGUUACUGUAACAACGAUUGAAAACGCCACAAAUCCAGCAUCGUCAAGCAGCACGUCUUCUGAAGACAGUCCGAAGACAUUUUCAUUCAAGCAGCGGAUCAAAAGAAAACGAGACACAAGAGAUAAAGGAAGACAUUACAAAGUUAAUAUAACUCGUUCGAAGAAUUGCGGAUUUUUGGAUGAGACUUCCGGAAAAUAUUUUGAAUGCCACUGUAAAGGAACUACCGAAGAUCCGUUUGAGAGUACCAAAAUGAAAUCAGAAUCAGAUACAGAGUCCGCAUCCGAAACAGGGAAGAUGAGCUAUUUCAAUGAUGCAAAAGUAUUUUGCCGUAAUUGCGGAAAUGACUACAUGGAAGAAAGUUUGCUUUCACAACAUGCAAAAGUUCAUGAAAACCAAUGCAGAGUGUGCAACGAAAUAUUUCAGACUGAAGGAGCAUACAAAAUUCAUCAAUCCCACACGUUCCUAGUUUUUGUGUGCCAUAUUUGUAGUUAUGAGUUUCCAGCCAAACACUUUCUGGAAAAACAUUUGGAGGCACAUUUAGAACACUCAAUUUUCGAGUCAGUUAUAGAUAUGGAACAGGACUAUAACAGAAAGCAAUACACAAUGCCGAGUAUUUCAUAUGAAAGAUGCAUCAGUUCUAUAAUCACCUAUCUGGAAAAGACUGAUGGACCGAAAUAUACAAGUUCCACUAGUGGUAUGUCUUCAGUGAAUUGUGCAAUAUGCUUCACUGAAAUGUCCAGAUACGACUUUCAUACCCAUAUGCAAAAUGUGCAUCGCAUCUAUGGAUACAAUUGAGCAUUUUUAAAAUUCACCUCGUACUUAGAAAGUAAUCAGAGAAGUAAACUUCACGGACAAUUGUUACUACUUAAUAAUAUUGUUGAAUUAAUUGAUAUUUUUCAAGUAACGUUUUUUUUUGUGACAAAAACUGUGAGCGUAAUUAUUAUUUUGUUAAUAUUCAGCUAAGCAUACCUCAUCAUAAGUUUAAUUUUAUUAUGAGAAUUAUUGUAUUUUUGUUUAUUUCCUUUCCAUCUUUCCCAAAUAAUUAAGAAAUAAUUUUAUUUUUCAGCACUUUUAACUGUAAGUAUGAGACAUUUAAGUAUUGUAAGUUGCAUAUUUUCAAGGAAUAAAAACACAUUAUUUAA
Dendroctonus ponderosae (mountain pine beetle) is the source of this 1565-nucleotide messenger RNA. RefSeq names its product zinc finger and BTB domain-containing protein 24-like. Gene Ontology annotation, molecular function: RNA polymerase II cis-regulatory region sequence-specific DNA binding; DNA-binding transcription factor activity, RNA polymerase II-specific. Gene Ontology annotation, biological process: regulation of DNA-templated transcription. The coding region runs from base 1 to 1218 and encodes 405 amino acids. Lineage: Eukaryota; Metazoa; Arthropoda; Insecta; Coleoptera; Curculionidae. The record is from RefSeq and is a predicted model, not a curated record. The transcript is spliced from 4 exons.